CAUUAAAAGCAGAUGAAAGUCGCGCAGCUGCACUCUACCUUGUCAUAGGUGCACUAGGACACACAUAAGUACCUUAUCUCUUAGCGUUUCUUCACAUGUAGACUAUUUUAUUUUUAAUUUUUUGUGUUUUUCCCCCCACAGGUCAUUGAAUUCGAACGCUUAUCUAAACCCCACUAGUGACUCAAAAGGAAACAGGGUGAUGGUCUGAUCGCUGUCCAGUUGAUUUCAUGGAUAUGGGAAUUGCGCACGGUCGGUUCACUUUGCUUUGACUGAUUCCAAUAAACUUCUUCAGAUCUCGAAGAAUCUCUCCCAGUUGAUGCCAAGGAUCAUGACCAUGAACGGUACCCACAAGUCGGUUGCCCCAGUGCCGCUGGAUUUGCGCACCAAUGUCCGAGUGCGUGGGAACGCCGGGGGGACUCCAGCCUGUGGCUCCAGGGACGCUCGGGUAACAGGCGGUUCACCUGCACCUCCGGCGUUCACAGGGGCGGACAGUUUAGAUGAAAACUGCCCCACGGUCAGAGGCGUAUCGGUCUCACCAACCAGUACUUCUCGCAAGCGUCCAGCGGAUAGAUCUGCCUCACAGCUUCCUUUUAGGAAACGCCCGAUUCCUGUCGAACCGGAGACCAAGAGACUGUCACCGUCUAAAGCAGAAAGAGAAGACCGAUUUUCUCCUCCGGAAGAUAAGACUUUAGCCGAUCCCGUGGAAAGAGUCGGCAUAGCACCAGUGACUCCCAGGCAGCUGGAAGGACAGAUUCCAAAUGGAUACCCCAUAUGCUUUUUCCCUUACGGUCAUUGCCCAGUGUUCUGCCUGCCUCAUCUCUCAGAGCCAAAUAAUGUUGUGGCCCACCAAACUGAAAACGUCCUGGCUGGUAUCGCUCAAGCAACAAGACAAGAUGAAGAUGGAGAUACAGCUCUCCACAUAGCCGUGGUCCAGGGAGCAUUGGCCAUAGUCUCCAACCUCAUCCAGCUCUUGGUGUUGGGUCAUAAAGACAUUGAUAUCUACAACAAUCUCCGUCAGACUCCCCUUCAUCUGGCAGUGAUAACUAAGCAGGCAAACAUGGUGGAAGCUUUGUUGAAAGCAGGGGCUGACCCUGCAGCCUUGGACCGUAAUGGGCAAACAGCGCUCCACCUCUGCUGUGAAUAUGACCAGCGGGAUUGCCUGUCUGUAGUGCUUUCGAUGCCAUCAUCUGCCACCUGCCUUGAGAUCCGAAAUUUUGAUGGUUUGAGCCCUCUCCAUCUGGCUGUUCUGCAGGGCCGUAAGGAUUUGGCAAGAAUGUUACUGGAUGCUGGAGCUGACAUCAAUGCCAUGGACAUCAAAAGUGGCCAGAGUCCUCUCAUGCAUGCUGUGGAGAGCAAUAACGCAGACAUGGUCCACUUCCUCAUUGAGAAUAGAUGUGAUGUCAACAGCCAGUCAUAUAGUGGGAACACGGCCCUACACAGCGCUUGUGGCCGAGGUCAGGUGGAGACAGUGCGGCUGCUGCUGAAGAGUGGAGCUGACAGUAGCCUCAAGAACUACCACAAUGACACCCCAGUGAUGGUGGCCAAGAACAAAAAAAUAGCAGAUGUGUUACGAGGAAGAGGCUCCAGGCAAAUAAGAGUCCAAGAUCAGCACUGUAUGUCAGUCUCACCAGUUGAGAGCAACCUAACAGAAAACGGGUCUCCAUCUCCCAGCCAUAGUCGUGGGUGCUCACCUUCAACUACGCCACACAUUGUUCAUCAGAAUGCUUCCCACUCUCCAGAGACUUCCAUUUUACGAUCUCAGACUUAUUUUCCAGUAAGACUUACAUCUAUGUCCACACAGUCGAGCAUCAAGGAAGCAAUCAGACAACAUCAUGCUGGAGAGGGCUUCACCCAAUGGGAUGGCGGGGCAGGAAUGGACUGCACCUGAAAUUAGGCCAAACCUCCCAUUUUUCUUCCCUGGACAAUCAUAGUUUGUGUCCUUUCUCAGGCUUUCAUGCCUUGACAGACUUGCCUGCAACCUCCCUGCUUAGCUUGCUGCUUCUAAGGAGACUCCGGUCCUGUACUGACUCUUUGAAAACUGGGGAGUGAAACACUGCUGGAAAACUAUGCAUCAGUAGAAAUAUUCCACUGCAUGCAUUCAAGACUGAACAUAAAAAAACAUUUUUUAAAACUAUGUACAGACAUGAGUAAAUGACUGCUACGGACCAAAGCUCAGUGAACUCAGAGUCCCAUCGUAAAAGUAUUUCUAGGCACUUUGUCUUAAUUUCUGAUUAGCAGAUUAGAGGGGAUGAUGGUAUGCAACAAAUGUACCUGGCCUUACUUGAACUGUGGAUAUUGCAUUAAGAGUGUCUUCAUCAUUAUGCCACCAAGACUUCUUAAGUUUGCAGUAUCCUUGUAAGACUUAUAUAUUGCACAGUCAAAUACCUGGUUUCCUUUCUUUUGAUAAUCUGUGCACAGGCAUUGUACCUCUUAUGUCUGUUAGUGUGCGUGUUGAUGUGUUUUUUUAAUGUUAAA
Messenger RNA from Pundamilia nyererei, 2475 nucleotides. RefSeq names its product BCL3 transcription coactivator (gene bcl3). Gene Ontology annotation, cellular component: cytosol. Bases 317 to 1888 code for a protein of 523 amino acids. Gene Ontology annotation, biological process: cellular response to tumor necrosis factor. The record is from RefSeq and is a predicted model, not a curated record. NCBI's taxonomy places the organism in Eukaryota, Metazoa, Chordata, Actinopteri, Cichliformes, Cichlidae. Gene Ontology annotation, molecular function: NF-kappaB binding. The transcript has 9 exons.